AUGGCGUCCUCGCCAGAGCUUCCUUCCUGGAUGUCGUGGGCGGGCCUCAUUGAGCACUUCUCGCCGUCGGUCAAAGUUCACACUACGCUUAGCGAAGAAAUGGAUGAUGCUGAGAAGCAAAUGCUUGCCCAAGAUCGACAACGCGCACUUCGGGUUCUAGGGCGCAUCAUUCCGGAUGCUUCUAAACUUCCCAAAGAGGAAGCCAUCUACGAGCUCAACUCGCUUACCUUUAAGUCUUGCGGCUAUGUCGACCUCGACCACCCGGAAUUUCGCAUCCAAUUGAUACCGGGAAUUCGGGUGCAGUUGCUUGCGAACAUGAUUCGCAUACAAUACUCACACUCACAUGCCACGCAGUUCAUGCAGCGCCGCACAGACCUGUUGCUGGGGAGAAUUCUCAGGUGCGAGGUACCGAGCGACAGAGGGCCGUUUCACGUUUUCAAGUUCCGAACUGGGUGGGAGGAUAAGUACCACAGAAAUGUAAUACAGGCCGCUAUAGCCGAUGAAUGUUCCUCCGCUGGCAUGGCUCGGUUCUCCGGUGCUCUCGUUCGUGAAGAAGCACUGAUCCCUUGA
Cordyceps fumosorosea ARSEF 2679 is the source of this 570-nucleotide messenger RNA. RefSeq lists its product as hypothetical. The coding region runs from base 1 to 570 and encodes 189 amino acids. The record is from RefSeq and is a predicted model, not a curated record. The transcript has a single exon. NCBI's taxonomy places the organism in Eukaryota, Fungi, Ascomycota, Sordariomycetes, Hypocreales, Cordycipitaceae.